Molecule: messenger RNA, 1410 nt
Organism: Boleophthalmus pectinirostris (great blue-spotted mudskipper)
Lineage: Eukaryota; Metazoa; Chordata; Actinopteri; Gobiiformes; Gobiidae
Gene: tat
Product: tyrosine aminotransferase
Exons: 12
Biological process (GO): aromatic amino acid metabolic process; biosynthetic process
Molecular function (GO): pyridoxal phosphate binding; L-tyrosine:2-oxoglutarate transaminase activity
Source: RefSeq, a predicted model, not a curated record
AUUUUCACUAUUGAGUGUACAGUCAUUGUACAAAACCGUCAGUCAUCUUGAAUCAACGUGGAUGAUGCUGGUGCCGAGCCAGAGAUAGAGGUCGUCAUGUACGAUAUUCAAGAAGAAGGUCACAGAAUGGAAAACAAGUCUUACUUGGUGAAGAUGAGUGGAAAUGGGUUGCUGGUAAACAACAAGGUGAAUGGAAGCUCUCUGAAAGGGAAAGCACUGAACAUGAAUGGCUUGCACCAUGUGCAAGUAAAUGGGAGUUUGUAUCCCGCUAAAGUGAAGAGUCGCAGACAGCGCUGGGAGGUGAAGCCAUCCGACAUGGCCCAGAACACUCUGAACCCAAUCAGGGCCAUUGUGGACGGCAUGAAGCUCACCCCAAACCCCGACAAGCCUAUGAUCGCCCUCUCCAUCGGAGAUCCUACUGUAUUUGGAAACCUGCCAACAGACAAGGCGGUGCUGCAGGCCAUGAAAGAUGCUAUUGACUCACACAAGUUUAACGGCUAUGCUCCAUCAGUCGGUUACCUGCAUAGUCGACAAGCUGUGGCCAACUUCUAUAGCUGUCCGGAAGCACCACUGGGCGCAGAAGAUGUGAUCCUGACUAGUGGCUGCAGUCAAGCCAUUGACCUGGCUAUCAGUGUGUUGUGUAACCCCGGAGACAACAUCCUGGUGCCCUGCCCAGGCUUCUCCCUCUACAAAACUUUGGCUGUCUCCAUGGGCAUUGAGGUCAAACUCUACAAUCUGCUGCCAGAAAAGUCUUGGGAAGUUGACCUACAACAUUUAGAGAGCCUGAUUGAUGAGAGGACCUCCUGCAUCAUUGUUACCAACCCAUCCAACCCCUGUGGCUCUGUCUUCACCAAAGAACACCUACAGAAGAUUCUCAAAGUGGCCUCCAGAUACUGCGUUCCCAUCCUGGCAGAUGAGAUCUACAGUGAUAUGGUGUUCCCUGGUUGCAGCUCUCCCUCUAUGGCUUCUCUAAGCAGUGACGUUCCCAUUUUGGCCUGUGGGGGCCUGGCUAAACGUUGGCUUGUACCCGGGUGGCGGCUGGGAUGGAUCCUGAUCCAUGACCGCAACGACAUAUUUGGCUCAGAGAUCCGACAGGGCCUGGUGAAGUUGACUCAGAGGAUCCUUGGAGCCUGUACUAUUGUCCAGGGGGCACUAGAGAGUAUCCUCAACAACACGCCUCAGAGUUUCUACAGCACCACCAUCAGUUUCCUCAAGUCCAACUCAGAGAUUUGCUUCAAUGAACUAUCCACAGUCCCAGGCCUGAACCCUGUCAUGCCCUCUGGAGCCAUGUACCUCAUGGUUGGUAUUGACAUGGAGCAUUUUCCAGAUUUUAAAAAUGAUGUGGACUUUACUGAGCGAUUGGUGACAGAACAGUCAGUAUUCUGUCUUCCUGCGUCAGCUUUUGAAUAC